CGAGCGGCAUCAUUUUCCCGACCUUAGCACCACGUUGUUCCAGACAGCAAUUCGGGUGCGACGAGUAAUGUGGACCGCUGUCGCGCGCAGAUAACGCACAGCUGAUAGCUACAGAUAAAGCUGCGUUCAGCCAUCGCGACACCGUUCGCUGGCCAAGUCCGGAGCACACACAAUAGUUGGUAACGGUGUGAGAUCUUAGUCCGUGUUGAAUUUAAGCCAGCACGAUGAGUGGCGCCACGCGAAGAACUCGCACAAACAACAACGCAUGGGACAGUGAUGAAGAUACGCCACUAUUGGCCACAACACCAAUCUUCUCGAUGCCGCCACUAACCACAACUGCGCCAUCCGCAGCUCCAACGAUGGCAGGUGAACCCAAGGCUGAUCGUGUUUGUACCUUUGAACCGAUUCUCGUUUUACUGUGUUUCGGACUAAGUGUAUCAGCUGUCGUAUUGGCGGAUCAAAUCAUCUACCAAUCGUGUGUCGUGACGCUGGGCUACGACCCGAAACUGUGUGCCCAGCUAGGCACUAAAAGCAACUCGUCCGAAGUGGCGCAGCUAGAAACGAUCGUUCAGCCAUACGCUGCCCGGAUCGGAAUGGUGAACACGAUCAUAACUUCGGUUCUGCCAGCGCUUUGUGCCUUGCUCAUGGGGCCCUGGUCAGAUAAGUAUGGCCGAAAGCCGGCAAUGUUGGUACCGGCUGUAGGAUACGUUACCACUUACGUAAUGAUUGGCAUCCUUUCGCUACUGUCGAGACACUUCCUGGUCGAUCCCUGGUGCUACGUCGUAGCACACAUACCGGCCGCCGUCCUGGGCGGAACUACCGUUCUGAUGGCUGCCAUCUUUAGCUACCUCACGGAUAUUACGACGGAAAAGAAUCGCACUGUGCGGAUCGGCAUUUUGCAAGCCUGCACAAUGCUCGGAGCCUUCAUUGGGCUGCUGUCCAGUAGCUUCAUCCUGCAGUUGACCAAUGUACCGACCAUGUUCUUCCUUGCUGCCGGUUCGAUGGCUGCCAGCUGUGCUUUUCUACACUUCUACCUCGAAGACAGCAUCCAUCCGGACCCGAACAUGGUCCACCGUCAGGUGCGCGAAAUCUUCCGCGUCAACCACCUGAGCGAACUGCUAAAAACGUUCUUCAAGAAACGAUCAACUUUCGAUCGGGGCAUUGUGUGGCUAACGAUCGCCAUCGGUGUAGUGACCGUGCUGGGUUCCGGUGGCAGUACCGUGUUUUUCCUGUACACCCGCCGCGUCUUUGGGUGGACCAUACAGGAUUUUACCAUCUGGCAAGCGGUCGAGCUCCUUUCGAUAAUCGCUGGCAACCUGAUCGGCAUAUCGCUGCUGAAAACGAUGCUUAAACUACCGGACGUUUGGCUCGCGUUGCUAUCGGUGGUGAACUAUUCGAUCGACGCGCUCAUCAAAGGAUUGGCGCAGCAGGGAUGGCAACUGUUUCUGGCCACCGGUGUCACUCCACUUAAAGCAACGGAAGGACCCGCCCUGAUGGCAAUCUGCUCGGCCAUCAUUCCCUCCGGUGAGAUCGCCAAGUUCUACUCGAUCGCGAUGGCUCUGACCAAUACGGUUUCGUUGGCGUCGGCACCGCUUUUUACGUACAUCUACAACGCAACCGUGGCGACAGCGCCGGAAGUGUUCAACUUUGUCGCUUCGGGGAUAUUUAGCAUCAACGUGAUUUUUGUUGGAAUCAUUGCCGUGCUGAUACGCAAGCGGAAACCUGGUCCGGCCGAGUCGUUGCUACGCCAAGACAGUGAAAUUCUAACGUGAACGCGGUAGAUUAAAAAGUCCUCUUCCGCGUGGAAACAACAAUGGUACUACUAGUCAUAUUUUAUGAAGUUUAGUUGUAAAUAGUGGUAAUUUUGUAUUUAAAAAACAAACGUGCACAACUAUCAGUGUUACUGG
This is a messenger RNA of Anopheles cruzii, 1907 nucleotides long. RefSeq names its product proton-coupled folate transporter-like. The coding region runs from base 225 to 1772 and encodes 515 amino acids. Gene Ontology annotation, biological process: transmembrane transport. Lineage: Eukaryota; Metazoa; Arthropoda; Insecta; Diptera; Culicidae. Gene Ontology annotation, cellular component: membrane. Gene Ontology annotation, molecular function: transmembrane transporter activity. The transcript is spliced from 4 exons. The record is from RefSeq and is a predicted model, not a curated record.